CUGCAGGUUUUCUAGCAAGCAUUGCUGACAGUGAGACAGGACCAAAAAUCAGGUUUCUCCAUGGAACAACUACACUUGGUUUUAAAUUUCAGCAUGGUGUCAUUAUUGCUGUGGAUUCCAGGGCUACUGCAGGACCAUACAUUGCUUCGCAGUCUGUGAAGAAGGUGAUUGAGAUUAACCCUUAUCUACUGGGUACGAUGGCUGGUGGUGCUGCAGACUGUGCCUUCUGGGAGAGGGUAUUGGCUGAACAAUGCAGGAUAUAUGAACUGCGCAACAAGGAGAGGAUAUCUGUGGCAGCUGCUUCUAAGCUCUUGGCCAAUAUGCUUUACAACUACAAAGGCAUGGGCCUAUCAGUGGGUACUAUGAUCUGCGGCUGGGAUAAACGAGGCCCUGGUUUGUACUACGUUGACAGUGAUGGAAACCGUCUCACCAACAAGCUAUUCUCUGUAGGUUCAGGUUCCCCCUAUGCUUAUGGUGUCCUUGAUGAAGGCUAUAAAUGGGAAUUGAGUGUUGAAGAGGCACGUGACCUAGGUCAGAGAGCUAUCUACCAUGCCACACAUAGGGAUGCCUACUCUGGUGGUGUUGUUAAUUUAUACCACAUGCAGGAGACUGGCUGGGUGAAGGUAUCUUCAACAGAUGUCAAGGAUCUGCAUUACAGAUACCAGGAUGAGAAAGAGAAGAAAUGAAGUCAUCAUCAUGUAGAUUUCCAUUGGGUAUCCGUCAUUUAUGUAGUGUGUAAUGCAUAGUUAAAAUAAAAGGGGGUGGGGGUAGUAGAAGGGAAUUUCUGUCCAAGUCCAAUUGAGUCCAUGGGGAUCAAAUUUUCCGAUGAUACAUGCAUACUCUUCAUAUGUAAAAUUCUUUUAAACACUCUAAAUUCCUGAGAAGACUCAAGUUCUGAGAAGAUAAAUGGAAGCUUGUUCACAAAAAGAUGAUUUGGCAUUUCUCACACAAAUAAUAAUGAUAGGCAUUUGUAUAGCGCCAUCUAUCUAGAAACAAUCUAUUCCGAGGCGCAUUUUUAUUAUUAUUGAAUUACAUUGGAAAAAAAAGCUGUUAGUUUUAGAUAGACUACCAGUACUCUAUCUUGCUUGUAUGAUAAAAUUCUACUCUUGAGUUAUAUAAAUAUGAUAUUAUUUGAUGAUAUGGACUUGCUGAAAAGCAGAUUUGGGGGCUAAUGUGAGUUUUCUGUGAAUAAAUAAAAGUCAUAAAUAUUCAAUCAAUUGAAUUACACAAUUUUUGACAUAUUUAUACUUCUGUUUUUUAUGUUUUUAUUUUUAUUUUUUUAUUUACAUCUGCUGAGAGAUUUCAAAGGAAAUUGAUGGGACUAUUAAAAAUCACCCAAAACUUUUUUGGGGGCAUGCAAUCACUUUUUUGAAUCAGCAUACUGUUUCCUUAUUGUAGUAGACUAUUUUUCAGAAAAUCAAAUUUUGUAUUAUUUUCCACUUUAACACCGCGUAUGGGGGUUUUCCUUGCGCACUGCAUAUUUUAAGACCAUGCACAGUGUUACCACUGGGGCCACAUGUUUGCAUGCUCACACGAUUUUAAGAAUAUCAAUCCGAUUGCACCAUUUUCUAUGCUAACACUGUUUUCAGAAUACCACCCCAGAAAGUAUUUCUUCGAAGUGGAAAGUUGAUAUAUACAAUUGAGGCCAGAAUUUCACAUACACCCAGGAAAUUCAAACAAAAGUUGAUACUUGCCAAAAAUAAAAUUUACUGUAUCUUGUGAAAUAUGUGUGCUAUCAUGGCGAAUUUGAUAUCAAACAAAUGAGUAUGUCAUGCCCAUUCAUCAGUGAUGAUCACAUCGCUUUGUCAUCAGGAGCUGAAAAAUAUUUAGGUGUCAUUUUUGUCUCGCCUGCAUAGCAGAGCGAGACUAUAGGCGCCGCUUUUCCGACGGCGGCGUCAACAUCAAAUCUUAACCUAAGGUUAAGUUUUUGAAAUGACAUAACUUAGAAAGUAUAUGGACCUAGUUCAUGAAACUUGGACAUAAGGUUAAUCAAGUAUUACUGAACAUCCUGCCCGAGUUUCAGGUCACAUGACUAAGGUCAAAGGUCAUUUAGGGUCAAUGAACUUAGACCAUGUAGGGAGAAUUAUUUUCAAAAUCUUAACCGAAGGUUAAGUUUUUGAAAUGACAUCAUAACUUAGAAAGUAUAUGAACCUAGUUCAUGAAACUUGGGCAUAAGGUUAAUCAAGUAUUAGUGAAGAUCCUGCUCGUGUUUCAGGUCACGUGACCAAGGUCAAAGGUCAUUUAGGGUCAAUGAACUUUGGCCAAGUUGGGGGUAUUUGUUGAAUUACCUUCAUAAAUUUGAAAAUUUAUGGAUCUAGUUCAUGAAACUUGGACACUAGGUUAAUCAAGUACCACUGAAUAUCCUGUGCGAGUUUCAGGUCACAUGACCAUGGUCAAUGGUCAUUUAAGGUCAAUGAACUUUGGCCGUGUUGGGGGUCUUUGUUGAAUUACCAUCCUAACUCUGAAGUUUAUGGAUCUAUUUCAUAAAACUUGGGAUAUAAGAGUAAUCAAGUAUCACCGAACAUCCCCUGUGAGUUUCAGGUCACAAAACCAAAGUCAAAGGUCAGUUAAGGUCAAUAAACUUAGGCCAUGUUGGGGUAAUUGUUGAAUCGCCAUCAUAACUUUGAAAGUUUAUGGAUAGAGUGAAUGCAAUGUGGACAUGGGUGUAGUUGACAAGUCUUAAGUCACCGUUCAAAUGUCAUCUAUGGUCAAUGAACGUGGUAUUAUGUCAUUAUAUGAAUGGUGUUUUUGUGAAUGAUUAUUUUAUAGUAGUUUUCAAAGUUAGCACUGCUGCUAUAUUAAAUCGCGUAAUGCAGGCGAGACUGCCAGAGGCGUUCCACUUAUUGCCCCCAAGAAUCUUCAUAUUUUAGACAAAUUUAAAAAUAAAAACUUGACAAAAACUUUUCAUAUUUGUGCUAGUUACUUCUCAACAAAAACAUUUCAGAUUACAAUUUUUUGUUCAGUGGUGACGUAUCAUGAUAGAAAAUGUAAUAUGAAUCUUUCUUUUAUAUAUUUCUAUGAAACGAUGUUUGAAAAUAUAAUAACAAACAAUAGAAUACAUUUGGCAUGAAUAUUGAUUUUUUUCCUUCAAAGAAAAUUUCACCUGAAAUAUACUUUAAUCCCAACGGCAUCCCAAUCAUGUGAAAGAGCUUUAAUAUGUUCUUUCAUUUGAUACCAAAUUCGUCAUGGUAGUAUUUUUAUUUCUGAAGGUAUAGUAAAUUGUACGAUAAUAACGGUAUAUUUACCCAGGGUAGCCACUUCAGUUCCAAAAACUGUUCUCCCAGCGGACCCUGCUAUUAUUACCCGGCUAAGCUAGGCUACCUAUUCGGUGCACACAGCUUUUUGAGGAAUUACUUCCUGCCGGUACCCAUUUACCUCACCUUGGUCGAGUGCAGCACACUGGAUGAAUUCCUUGCUGAAGGAAAUUACGCCAUGGCUGGGAUUUGAACCCACGAACCUCUGUUUCAAAGUCCGGGGACUAAUCCACUAGGCCACGACACUUCACAAUGUUUGGCAAGUGAACAAAUUUCACUGUAUGUAAAUUUUUUGGCCUCAAAAUAUCACAUGAGGACUUUGGGUCCUUUGUAGAUCAUCAAUUUUGACAGAAUAUUUUGAAUACACAUUGAAUCUAAUUGGAUCUAGAUUCCUUUGAAAUCAUUAUGAAACAUUUUGUUUACAUUCCUAGUUUGUCAAUUGUUAAUAAUAAUAAAUAACUUGGCUAAAAUUCA
Messenger RNA from Lytechinus pictus (painted urchin), 3728 nucleotides. Its product is annotated as proteasome subunit beta type-5-like. The transcript is spliced from 6 exons. The record is from RefSeq and is a predicted model, not a curated record. Gene Ontology annotation, cellular component: proteasome core complex. The coding region runs from base 198 to 686 and encodes 162 amino acids. Lineage: Eukaryota; Metazoa; Echinodermata; Echinoidea; Temnopleuroida; Toxopneustidae. Gene Ontology annotation, molecular function: threonine-type endopeptidase activity.